UAUAAUCCCAUUUCCCUUUUCUCUCUCUUCAAUUCUACGGACACUCCCCUCGCAAAUUCACACAAUCAUCUUCCAUCAAACUUCACGAUUUCUAGGGUUCUUUAGUUCGGUUCAAUCACGCCCAAUUUCAAUUUCAAUUUCUAGGGUUUCUAAUCAAAUUCUGCAAACAUGGUGUUAGCACAAUUAGGGGGGACCAUAUCCCGUGCUCUCCAGCAGAUGAGCAAUGCGACAAUCAUCGACGAGAAAGUUCUGAAUGAAUGUCUCAAUGAAAUAACUCGUGCUCUUUUGCAAUCCGAUGUUCAAUUCAAGCUUGUUAGAGAUAUGACCACUAAUAUUAAGAAGAUUGUUAAUCUUGAUGAUCUUGCUGCUGGUCAUAACAAGCGUAAAAUUAUUCAACAGGCUGUUUUUAAUGAGCUCUGCAAAAUUUUGGAUCCUGGGAAGCCAGCUUAUGCUCCGAAGAAAGGAAAACCUAGUGUCAUCAUGUUUGUUGGUCUACAAGGAUCGGGAAAGACAACCACCUGUACAAAAUAUGCAUAUUAUCAUCAAAAAAAGGGUUGGAAACCAGCUCUGGUUUGUGCUGAUACUUUUAGAGCUGGUGCUUUUGAUCAGUUGAAGCAAAAUGCUACCAAAGCUAAGAUUCCCUUCUAUGGAAGUUACAUGGAGUCAGAUCCAGUGAAGAUUGCUGUUGAAGGUGUAGAAAGAUUUAAAAAGGAAUCCUGUGAUCUCAUUAUUGUUGAUACCAGUGGACGCCACAAACAAGAGGCUUCUCUUUUUGAAGAAAUGCGUCAAGUUGCUGAAGCAACAAAACCAGAUCUUGUCAUAUUUGUUAUGGAUAGUAGUAUUGGUCAAGCUGCAUUUGAUCAAGCUCAAGCUUUCAAGCAAAGUGUUGCUGUUGGUGCCGUGAUUAUUACUAAAAUGGAUGGUCAUGCAAAGGGAGGUGGUGCUCUUAGUGCUGUGGCUGCAACCAAGAGCCCUGUGAUAUUUAUUGGAACUGGAGAGCACAUGGAUGAGUUCGAGGUAUUUGAUGUCAAGCCAUUUGUUAGCCGACUUUUGGGUAUGGGUGAUUGGUCAGGGUUCAUGGAUAAGAUUCAUGAAGUGGUUCCCAUGGAUCAGCAGCCUGAACUUUUGCAGAAGCUAUCUGAGGGGAAUUUCACCCUCAGAAUCAUGUACGAGCAGUUCCAGAAUAUCAUGAAGAUGGGACCUAUUAGUCAGGUUUUCUCAAUGCUUCCUGGAUUCAGUGCUGAGUUGAUGCCCCAAGGUCAAGAAAAGGAGAGCCAGGCAAAGAUCAAGCGUUAUAUGACCAUGAUGGAUUCAAUGACAGAUGAUGAGUUGGAUAGUUCAAACCCAAAACUUAUGACUGACUCGCGAAUAAUGCGGAUUGCUCGUGGAGCUGGCCGCCAUGUUAGAGAAGUUAUGGAUAUGUUGGAGGAGUACAAACGCCUUGCAAAGAUCUGGAGCAAGAUGAAGGGACUUAAGAUUCCAAAGAAGGGAGAAAUGAGUGCCUUGUCACGUAACAUGAACGCACAACAUAUGAGCAAGGUUCUUCCUCCACAGAUGUUGAAGCAGAUAGGGGGUAUGGGUGGUUUGCAGACCUUGAUGAAACAAAUGGGUAAUAUGGGUUCUGCUAAAGACAUGAUGAGUAUGUUUGGCGGGGGAGGAGAUAAGUAAAAAUUGCUGUUAACUCUAAAUUAGUUUCUGCUGGCAUGAAAUGUUUUGCUAUAUGGCCUCCCAGCCUACUAAAGUUCAGCACGCCUUUCCAGCCAUCUCUUGCCAGAAUUGCAAUUGAAUCUCGUGGCAGAAUUUGAGACUCAGAUUGAAGAUGCCUGCUGUUUGAUCUCGAAAAAGUACAGUGAUAGGUUUCUUUUUAAAUUUUUAUUUUUACUGUGAACUCAGUUAUUUUAGCUAAGUCAAGCUGUUACAUACUUUAAAAUUCUUAGUAGUUCAUAUCUCUGUAAUUUCUCCAGGCUUAUACCCACUUUAUGAAUUUGAAUGGUAAUCUCCGCUCACAUUUAAAUCAGUUUGUCAUUUCAACUGUCAAAGCCUCAAAGGUGAUACUGUGUUUUUUAUUCAAGGACAGUAGAGGAACAGGUUCUUUUGUUUGAA
Chenopodium quinoa (quinoa) is the source of this 2103-nucleotide messenger RNA. RefSeq names its product signal recognition particle 54 kDa protein 2. NCBI's taxonomy places the organism in Eukaryota, Viridiplantae, Streptophyta, Magnoliopsida, Caryophyllales, Amaranthaceae. The record is from RefSeq and is a predicted model, not a curated record. Gene Ontology annotation, molecular function: GTP binding; ATP hydrolysis activity; endoplasmic reticulum signal sequence receptor activity. Bases 169 to 1668 code for a protein of 499 amino acids. Gene Ontology annotation, biological process: SRP-dependent cotranslational protein targeting to membrane, translocation; SRP-dependent cotranslational protein targeting to membrane. The transcript is spliced from 9 exons. Gene Ontology annotation, cellular component: signal recognition particle, endoplasmic reticulum targeting; cytosol.